This is a messenger RNA of Vollenhovia emeryi, 1263 nucleotides long. RefSeq lists its product as uncharacterized. Bases 1 to 1263 code for a protein of 420 amino acids. The record is from RefSeq and is a predicted model, not a curated record. The transcript has a single exon. NCBI's taxonomy places the organism in Eukaryota, Metazoa, Arthropoda, Insecta, Hymenoptera, Formicidae.
AUGGCGGACAAAAUCAAAUUCCUCGUUCAGAAACGAACUUCCCUGAAAUCCCAAAUAACCAAUUUAGCCAAUAUCGUCGAAGGGGGGAAAAUUGAUAACGCGACGUUAAGGUGGCGAAACGAGCGUUUAACGCAAUUAUAUCGGACCUUCGAAGGGUGUAACGAUGAACUCGCGGUAUUAGAUCCCAACGCAAAUCAUCGGGUCGAGUUCGAGGGUAUUCAGGAGCGGUUUUAUCGCUUGGCGGGAAAAAUUGAGAGUAUUUUACGUCCGGGAGAUGCGCCGUCGGGAGAUAUGUCCGAAACGAGCGCUAGCGUAUCGAAUGAAGGGGUACGGCGCGAUGACGUCGUACCGCCUGUUGAGAAACGGCGGAUUGAGCCGCCCGAAACACCGUUACCGAAGUUUAAUGGUAGAGUCGAGGAAUGGUUAUCAUUCAAAAAUGCGUUUUGCAGUAUGAUAGGCUCGCGAACGGACCUUGCGGAAAUAGACAAAUUGCAUUACCUUAGAUCGGCGUUAACUGGCGAAGCCGCGAACAAGAGUAGGAUCUUCGAAAUUGACGGAAUUAAUUAUGCCAAGGCCUGGAGCUUAUUAGAACGGUCAUAUGAGGUCAGGAGGAUCUUGAUAUCGCGGCAUCUCUCUCUGCUAUUAAAUUUGCCCGCGCUAGACAAAGAAACAACGAACGGUUUGUCCUGUCUCGCGGACGACGCACAGCAACACGUUGCGUCGCUAAACUCUUUGGGAGUUUCGGUCGGACACGAGAUGAUCGUACCUUUGCUAGAGACCAAGCUACCAAGGAUAACGUUGGAAAAAUGGGAGGCGACGCUCGAAAGAGACGAGUUUCCAGAGAUCGACCAGAUGUACGAGUUCUUAUAUAAAACCGCGGUUUGCGUCUCGAGGCGCGAGAGAGCGAAGGUAACCGACAUGGAGGGAAGCAGGGGAGAACCCUCGAGCAAAAAAAGACGAAGUCGUCCCUCGAAUCGAGCGCGUGUCGUAAGCGCGGCGCGUAAUUGCAUAGCAUGCAAAACGAAACGGCAUCCCUUGUAUUUAUGCGACAAAUUCAAACGAUUACCUAUACCUAAACGUAUCGAAACAGUGAGAAAUGCGAAGAUUUGUUACAAUUGCUUGCGCUCACAUAGAGACAACCCCUGCAAAUUUUCGAACUGUACAAUUUGCCAAAAGAAACAUAACACUCUUCUGCAUUUAGACCAAUACCCGGUGACGAAUCGAACUUCCACUUCUAAGGCCGUAGAUACACAGGCCGCAUGA